Messenger RNA from Thamnophis sirtalis, 1578 nucleotides. The record is from RefSeq and is a predicted model, not a curated record. NCBI's taxonomy places the organism in Eukaryota, Metazoa, Chordata, Lepidosauria, Squamata, Natricidae.
GUGGGUGGAGAGAACGUGAAAAGGCUCGAGAAGACAGCUGGGGACCUCCCCGGGAUUCCAGACCUUCAGAAGAUCGUGAAUGGGACAAAGAUAAAGACCGUGAUGAAAAUGAAAAAGAACGAGAAUUUGACAAAGACCGUGACUUAGAUCGGGAAGACCGUUUUAGGCGUCCUAGGGAUGACACUGGCUGGAGAAGAGGAGCAGCUGAGGAAGCCACUAGCUGGAGAGAUUCUGGUCGUCGUGAUGAAUGGGACAGAGGUGGUCGUGACUCUAGAGAUGACCGUGGUGGUCGUGAUCUUCGAGGUCGUGUUGAAGAGAGAGAAAGGAGAGGACCCCCACCCAGAACAGAUCGGGAAGAAGUGAGCUCAUGGAGGCGCGGUGAUGAUAGAAAGGAAGAACGUGAAGAACGUGAACCAGUUCGAAAACCACCACCUCCUGCUGCUCCUCCUACUCCUGGUCCUUCUGUUUCCAAAGAACGAGAAAAAGAGGGUGAGAAAGAGAAAGCUUGGAGAACAGAUAAAGAACGAGAAGCCCUUCGUCGCAUUAAAAAUGAAACCGAUGAAGAGGGUUGGACCACUGUACGACGCUAAGUUCAAAACCUAAACGUGGUUUUAAUUGGUGUUUUGCAUUGAUUUGAUAAGAAAUUAUAAUAUUGGUGCUUUUAAGAGUCUGAAUUCGAAUUCGUUAACAAAAUUUUCUAGAAACGAAAGCAUGAAACUCUUUACUUGUAUGCAAACUGAUCAUGCACAGAACUUACAACUAAUAGUUGGAAAUUAAAUACUGGUUAUCUAAAAUUUCAAUUGUAUGUCACAGAUCACUUGGUGGUAAGAAUAAAAAAAUAAAUUCUAUAGGUAUCUUUGAGUGGCAUGUACAUCUCAGUCAAAAACAAAACUGAUUUUUAUGUUAACUAACCUUACACCUUAAAAUGGAUAUAGCCUGCAAAGCAUAUGUUUAAAGCAAUGUUUCUGGUUCCAUAAACAAAUGACUUUAAGGCUGUACAGUCUAAAAUUGGUAUUUGAUGGCAGAGGCUAUUAUUGCUGGUAGUAUUAUUGGAUUCAGUAUGUUUUAAUUUGAUUUAUAUAGAAUAAAUGUCAUGGGUCUUUUAGCUAUGCUGGGAAUUUUUCUUUUGUUUAUUUUCAGUAGAUUCUACUUGAAUGCACAGUCUUAUCAAGCCAUUUUGCAGUCUUUACUUUCACAAUGAGUGCCACAGUAGUAUUGAAACAACAGGCUUUUAAAAUUGGAAGUAUUUGAGUAAUCUUUUUGCUGAGCAUUUUUGUUCCUUGCUGUGUAUAGACACUGCUCUUUCUGGUAUUGGUAAUCUCUGCCUUUUGAAACAUUUAUAUAGUGUCAUUUCAUAUACAUGAUCUGUGGAGGAAUCACACUCCUCCUCUCCUUCUGAAUUUCUUGUCUUCAGGGGAAGUGCUUUACCUUUAAACCAAGUGCUUUGUAGUAAGAGUGGGUUGACUUCAAUUUGGGGCUGAAAUAGCAAUGUUAGUGAUUGUUUUUAAUUGAAGCCAACACAGAACUUGCUGCUAUGUGUUAACUUCAAUGAUAAAUAAACUUAAAAAUCUAACCUAG